AUGGAGGAACAUCAUACAACAUUUGAAAAAUCGGGUGUCACGGUGGACGAGAUUCUCCAAUGCUCAUUUUCCAACUGGUGUGGCCUGUUCAAGGAGCAUUUGUACCCAUACAGAGUGAUUAAUCCACUUCCACCAAACUUUAUCGACUAUUUGCUUAGUGAUGGUAUAAAAUUGGCAGCAAGGAACGUGCAGCUAGAACUGACAAGUGAUAAUGAGUAUAGCGACUGGGAAGAGGACGAAGUGGGUGAGUCUGAGCCAGAGCCACAGCCUUUGCUUCUGAAGUUUACAGACUUGCACCAUCAAAUCAACAAUUUUGUAGAGGAGUUAGGUGGCAAGGUUAUCCCCAAGUUAAACUGGUCAUCUCCAAAAGAUGCUAGCUGGUUGAUACCGGGGAACACCAUUCGCUGUAUUGAAGCUGAUGACAUAUACCUAUUAUUAAAGUCAUCUGACCACAUAAUCGAUGACUUGUUGUAUCCUUUUCUGGAGGUUGAUAACGCAAGUAACGUUAAGGUAUCAUACGAAUUGGUUUUGAAGAGAUGGGAGGAUAUAAAUCCUGCCUUGGAGUUUAGGGUGUUUGUGAAGGAUGGUAGAAUUUUGGGUAUAUCGCAACGUGAUUUGAAUCACUAUGAGUUUUUAAAGGAUCUAGAGCCAGAACUCAAUGAGAGAAUUAACAAGUUUGUUUAUGAUGAAGCGAUUCCAAAGUUGAAUAUGAGUAAAUUUAUCCUUGAUGUGUAUAUACCGCGACCUUUUGAUAAGGUGUACGUUAUAGAUGUGAAUCCAUUUCUGCGAAAGUCUGAUUCAUUAUUGUUCACAUGGAAUGAGUUAUUGACGCAAACCCCAAAGGAUGACAAGGACCACCAAUUCAGGUUGAUAAAUGAGACAAAUCUUGGAGCUUUCGCUAGGAAACAGUACAGUGAAAGUCAAGUGCCAAUCGAUGUUGUUGGUGCGGCAAACGAUACAGAGGCAUUGAUUAAUUUGGCUAGAGAAUGGGACAAGUUGCAAGCGAAGGAGGUAGAUGAGAGCUAA
Messenger RNA from Lodderomyces parapsilosis, 1026 nucleotides. Its product is annotated as cell proliferation protein. Bases 1 to 1026 code for a protein of 341 amino acids. Lineage: Eukaryota; Fungi; Ascomycota; Pichiomycetes; Serinales; Debaryomycetaceae. Gene Ontology annotation, cellular component: cytoplasm. The record is from RefSeq and is a predicted model, not a curated record. The transcript has a single exon.